AUGGUUAACAUGGUGGAGAACCCGCCGACAACUCCCUCAAGUCCCGUUGGUUUACAAAUCGCUGAAGCUUUUGGUGUAGAGAACAUUUAUCUCUUAAGACGUGUUACUGAUGGAGAGUUUACCAAGAAGUGUGAGGAGAUGCUCACCGAUAAGAAAGCGACCUUUGGUGAUAUAUUGGCUUAG
Molecule: messenger RNA, 183 nt
Organism: Perkinsus marinus ATCC 50983
Lineage: Eukaryota; Perkinsozoa; Perkinsida; Perkinsidae
Exons: 1
Coding region: 1-183 (60 amino acids)
Source: RefSeq, a predicted model, not a curated record